CAUAAAAUUAUGUCGGAUACCUAUGGAAUUAAUAGUAUAGAGGAAAAUAGUAACUUAUAUGAAUUAUUAAAAAACUGUGUCAAUUUUCAAUCAUACGAAAGUCUGCCAAGCGAAGAUUACAACGACGUCGUAUGCGAACUACCCGAAUACCCCAGCACUAUUUACUUGGAUAAUUGCCAGAAAAUGAUAUCGAGCAAUAAUGUUUAUUCCGUUAGCGGUAACAUUUCCAAUGGCAGUUAUAGCAGUGAAGAUUCCCUGGGCGACAGCAAUAUCCUUGAAGAAAAUGGACGAAUAUCAUUGGCCUAUGAAAAUCUACGCACCAUUCCCCGACGUAUUGCUGAGAAAUUUGCAAUGCAAACAAAAUUUUUAGAUUUAAGCUAUAAUAAUUUUCAGAAUUUAUCAUUUUUGACAUUUUUCGAAGAUUUACAUACGUUGAUAUUGGAUCGCAAUACUAAUUUGGAAGUGAAUUCACUGCCGUUUUUGCCUAAUUUGAAAAUACUAUGGAUCAAUAACUGUGAUAUUAAAAAUAUUGUCGAUUGGAUACAACGUAUACGAUCACAAUGUCCCGCCUUGGAAUAUUUAUCGAUUAUGGGAAAUCCAGGCAUAAAGGAGCCUUUCAAUUAUUGCUCCCUGAAUGUCUACACUAUGGAUCCCCUGAUAUUACCCGCCGGUAUGAUAACCGAUUAUCGGGAAUACAUACUACAAAUGUUGCCAAAUCUGGAAUAUCUUGAUGGUAUACCAAGAGCAAGUCUGACAUCAGCAACAAAUCACAGCAUUACAAAUGGUGGCCAUGUGAAUUCAUCAUCCUCGCCAGCAAGUUCAAGAGGCAAUGGUUCAUCGUCCCACAGUCGAGAUAAUCGUAAAAUUUCACCUUCAUUGAGUUUCAAGGAUCUCUUCAGAAUAAAUCGUCGCAAGAAAUCAUACCCAAGUUCUUCAACCAACUGAACUUGAAGUUCAGAGGAAAAUUUUUCUCAUAGAUUAAUAAAA
Messenger RNA from Musca vetustissima, 987 nucleotides. RefSeq lists its product as uncharacterized. The transcript has 3 exons. The record is from RefSeq and is a predicted model, not a curated record. Bases 10 to 945 code for a protein of 311 amino acids. Lineage: Eukaryota; Metazoa; Arthropoda; Insecta; Diptera; Muscidae.